Molecule: messenger RNA, 423 nt
Organism: Paramuricea clavata
Lineage: Eukaryota; Metazoa; Cnidaria; Anthozoa; Malacalcyonacea; Plexauridae
Source: the annotation of a GenBank genome assembly
AUAAAAGAGUUCAGUGAGGAUCAUCUUACAGUCACUAGUGGAUGGGCAGCUUUGUUCAUUUCAGAAUUAUCAGAAAAAUUAAAAGAAGACGAAAUAAGAAGUAAGAAAUUUCAAUGGCCACGAUCAACUGGCACUGGCAACUUCUAUCGACGACGUGUUUUACCGGCAACUUCCGACGUUCCAAGUGAGAUAAAUACCAACAUCUAUCCAGUGGUAUUACUUCAAUCAGUGGACGAUGCUUUACCCGGAACAAUUCGGACUUUGAGCGAAUCUAAAGAAUAUCAAGGUAAAAAGACACUAAUUACUAGUGAUGAGUCUAACACAUUGAAGCGUCAGAAAAUUUCUAAUGCGCAUGUCAACGAUGGAAAUUCAGAUGACAUUAGUGAUGCAAAGCUCCUAGACAGUUAUCUCAAAUAUUUAUAA